Molecule: messenger RNA, 281 nt
Organism: Echinostoma caproni
Lineage: Eukaryota; Metazoa; Platyhelminthes; Trematoda; Plagiorchiida; Echinostomatidae
Source: the annotation of a GenBank genome assembly
AUAUUCGCGAAGAGGCUGUAAAGGAAGCCUUAGCUCGUAACGGACGCCAGCGUCAAGAUGCUUUGCUUCCAAACAAACGACGUGGUGACACAGGUCGUUUAACCAGUUCACAGCAAACCGCUCGGCAUGAUGAACAAGCGACGGAUGACUCAGAGGAUGAUCUUUCAUCCGAAUCUUCCUCUGUACCUGGUUCUCGAUCUUCCGAUACCCAUCAUCAUCAUAUUCCUUCAGAUAACCGAACGGUGAGCAGUCUAUUUUUGUUUAUACUUAGUUCUAUGUAG